UUUUAUAUAUGAACUAAUACUGUCUUUUUUGUAAAAUGGCAUCAAAUAGUGGAGAAGAGACGCAACCCGCAGCCAAAAUCACUUUUAAAAUGGUUCUGGCUUCGGAUUCUUCACAACCGUACAAAGUAUUAUCCGUUCCCGAGAACGCCCCUUUUGCCGCAGUAAUCAAGUUCAGCGCAGAAGAGUUCAAACUUAAUCCAAACACUUGCGCAUGUAUUACAAGUGAUGGUGUGGGAGUAAACCCUAGUCAAACUGCAGGUGCCGUAUUCCUCAAGUAUGGACCUAAUCUCAGACUCAUACCUAGAGAUAGAGUUGGAACCAUGUAAAAUACACAACA
Molecule: messenger RNA, 337 nt
Organism: Babesia bovis T2Bo
Lineage: Eukaryota; Apicomplexa; Aconoidasida; Piroplasmida; Babesiidae
Product: Ubiquitin fold modifier 1 family protein
Exons: 5
Coding region: 36-326 (96 amino acids)
Biological process (GO): protein K69-linked ufmylation
Cellular component (GO): cytoplasm; nucleus
Source: RefSeq, a predicted model, not a curated record